Molecule: messenger RNA, 2712 nt
Organism: Hansenula ciferrii
Lineage: Eukaryota; Fungi; Ascomycota; Saccharomycetes; Phaffomycetales; Wickerhamomycetaceae
Gene: BUD27
Product: prefoldin-like protein
Exons: 1
Coding region: 1-2712 (903 amino acids)
Biological process (GO): protein folding; regulation of DNA-templated transcription
Cellular component (GO): prefoldin complex; cytoplasm
Source: RefSeq, a predicted model, not a curated record
AUGUCAAUGGAAGCUAUAAGGGAGAAGAUAGAUCAAACAGUGACAAAUUUGAAAGAAAAAAGGCAACUUUUGGUGAGACAUAAGGCCCAAUAUAAUGAUUUGAAAUUUAAAUUGAUGGAUUUCCAACAAUAUAAAGAAUCAGAUAAACCUGAAAUAGAUGUUAAAUUAAAUUCAAAAGCUAUAGUGAAAGGUCAAAUAGUUAACCCACAAAAAAUAUUGGUAUUCCUUGGGUGUGAAUAUUUCGUUGAAAGAGAUCCAACAAAAGCUAUAAAAUCAGUUGAAAGUAAAUUAAAAUUUUUGAAUAAAGCUAUUGGUGAAUUUGAUGUUAAAAUUAAAGAUGCAAAGAAAACCAUAGAAAAUAUUGGACAUUUAGAAGAAUUUGAACGUAAACAAAAAUCAUCAGCAUCAUCAAAAAAGUCCAAGAAUGCACCAGUAGCUGAGGAAAUUGAUCAAGAUGAAGAAUUCCCAUUCAUGGAUAUCAGAGAAGAAUUAGAUGAAGAUGGUAAUGUUAUUAAAAGUUCUGUUCAAAAGCAAGAUGAUAGUAGAAUCAAUGGAUUUGCUGAAAAGGCUGGGAUCAAUGAAAAUGGUGAAAUUGAUGAUUAUGAAGAUCAAAUUGCAGAAUUAUUGGAGGAUAUGGAUAUUAAACCAAAACCAAGGUUUGAAGAAAUUCAAGAGGAAAAACCAAAAGACAUAUCAAGUAACAAUGAAAUUUUUUUGGGGAAGACACAAAAGAAAGAAAAUAAUGAUGUUAUGAGCUCAGUGGUCAAAGAAAAUGAUAUUGAAGAUAAACCUAAAGCUGAAUUACAACCAGCUGCACAAAACAAAAUCAACGAAACACAUUCACAAGCUAUAGAAUCACAAGCAGUAGAGAAUGAAGAAGAGGAAGAGGAUGAAUAUUAUCAGUUGAUGAGAGAAAUGGGUAUUUCAACUAAGCCUAAGAAUGUCAAAUCAGAAUCUAAGCCUAAAGUGGAAACUGAAGCUGAUGUCAAAGAAAUCAAAUCAAGUCAUACUGAGCAACCUCAAACAUCUAUAAAAUCAUCAGAAGCAACAACAAAAGAAAUUGAAGAGUUACCAACCCAAUCAGAAGAGCCAUUACAACCAGUAAUAGAGGUUAAUGGUGAGUGGGGUGACUUUAAUCCAGACCAACCAGCUAUUGAACAAGACGAUUUUAUACAAUUACAACUAAUAGCGGAUGAGUUUGAAGAAGAUGGUGAUUAUGAUUAUGAUGAAGAUGAACAAGAUUUUGAAUUUGACGAAGAUGAAGAAGAAGAUGAUGAUGACGAUGAGGAUUGGGAUUUCUCAACAAAUCCAGAUUCAUUAAUUCCAGAUUCACACAGAACUUUAUUCAUGAAAGAAUUACAAAAAAUUAGAAACCAAAAUCUUAAUUCAGAUAAACCUGUUAAUAAUAAAGAUGAACCUGUUGAAGUUGAAGCUGAAAUAAAAAAAGAUCAACCAAAGAAGAAAAAAUCAGUUUCAUUUGCACCUAAAUUACAAAUUAAACAAAUAGAAAACGUUUCAGAACAGCUAAAAAAUGCACCAGAUCACGGGAAAUUAUCUAAAUUUAAACAGAUGAGAGUUUCCAAUGGUACUCAACCAGCACCUUUUACAAAUGAAACCACAUCAAGCCCCGUUACUACCAAUAAUAAUGAUACUAACGAGAGACCUGUUUCAGAUAUUGUGAUUGAAAAAGAUUUCAUUGAACAAGAAAUACCAUCAGAACCAGAACCAACACCAAAAAGAGUCUCAAAAUUCAAGCAAAGAAACUCAUCAUCAACCAGAACAAUACCAAUGGCUCCAAAUCCAACGAUAAACGAAACUGCAGGUGGUUCAUUAUCAGAUAUUGUUGAUAAAGAUAUCAUUAAAGAAGAACAAGUCCCUGAACCUUCACAAAAAGUCUCAAAAUUCAAACAAAGAGGUUCAUCUUCAACAAGAACAACACCUAUUAUGAGUGAAACAGCAGGUGGUUCAUUAUCAGAUAUUGUUGAUAAGGAGAAUAUUGAAGAUAAACCAUCAGAACCAGUACAAAAAGUCUCAAAAUUCAAACAAAGGAACUCACAUAACACCUCAACAAUGCCAGUUGCUGAAGCAAAAUCAACAGGAAUAGAAACGGCAGGAGGGUCAUUAUCCGAUAUCGUUGAAAAAGCUGAUAUAGUUGAACCUUCAGCUCCAUUAUCAAAAGAUAAAGUAUCACGUUUCAAGUCAUCAAUAUCCAAACCACCAGUGAAAGGUAAUGCCAUUUCAAUACCCAAAAAUGAUUUUAAUUAUGAUAUAGAGAAUGAUGAAUAUGAUGAAUUUGAAGAUAUAAAAGCUUACCUUGAAAAUGAAGAUGAAGAUGAAGAGGAUGAAGAAGCUUUGAAUGCAAUUACAGAUAUGGAUAUUUAUACAACAGCAGAUAUCAAUGAAUUCGAUGAAGAUCAAGAUCAAGAUGAUGGCGAUGGAUCAGAAGAAGAAACUGGUGUCUUAACUGAUCAAAUUGUUGAACAUGAUGAAGUCGAUGAUCCAAGCUAUUUUGUCGAUGAUAAUAUCUUACAGAAAGAAUAUCAAGAUUUAAGAAGAAAGAUGUUUGCUAAAUAUAUGGAACGUGAUGAAGCCGAAAUUAAAGAAAAGAUCAUACCCAAGUUUAACGAAGAUGAGGAAAUGGAAUUAGAACCUAUUGAUGAGCAUGGUAAUCCUGUUAGAGUAAGUAGAUUUUUGGAAUCAUUGGGUAAAUAG